GCCUUCGCCUCAGCGGCCAAGAUGAAGAUCGUGGAGGAGCCCAACACGUUCGGGCUCAAUAACCCGUUCUUACCUCAAACAAACAGGCUGCAGCCAAAGGUGGCCCCUUCUGCAGUGUCAGGUCCUGCACAUCUCUUCAGGCUUGCUGGCAAGUGUUUCAGUUUUGUGGAAUCCACGUAUAAGUAUGAAUUUUGUCCUUUCUUUAAUGUCACUCAGCAUGAGCAGACUUUUCGGUGGAAUGCCUAUAGUGGAAUUUUAGGAAUCUGGCGCGAAUGGGAAAUUGUCAACAAUACGUUUGUUGGAAUGUGGAUGAGGGAAGGAGAUUCCUGUGAAAGCAAGAGCAGACAGACAAAGGUUCUUCUUGUUUGUGGAAAGAGCAAUAAAUUGGCUUAUGUGUCUGAGCCAAGUACUUGUGUUUACUCUCUGACAUUUGAGACUCCUCUUGUGUGCCAUCCUCACUCUCUUUUAGUUUAUCCAACUUUAACUGAAGCACUACAAAGGAAGUGGGAUGAAGCAGAGCAGUUUCUGUAUGAUGGACUAAUAACUGAGCAGGGAUACAAAAAAAUACUGAAAGAGAUUUUCGAGGAAGCAGGACUUCUAAGAGUAGCAGAAGAAAAGGAAUUUGAGAAACAGAGUAAGAAAAUAACAAGUCUGGAAUUUGAAACAGUAGAGAGCUGCAAUAAGGAGUACAAGCAACUUUCAAAAGAAUUCAAAAAAAUUAAAGAUUUAUUAACUCAGCAUGGUAUUGCGUACAAAACAAAUUCUGCUGAAAAUACCAGUGUUGAACGUACAAGUCACAGACUGGCUGCUGCAGAGAGAAAUGUUUUUAAUGGGUCAAAGAAUGAUGAACAUCUACGUGGAGAUACAGGAAUUUGGAAUGACACUGUUUGAAGAAUUUUGGGUGGUAAAAACAAUUUCAUAUGGACUGUUCAGUAAGUUGAAUGUGUGUCAUGGUACUAAGAUGAUUCACCUU
Tinamus guttatus (white-throated tinamou) is the source of this 973-nucleotide messenger RNA. RefSeq names its product N-acetylglucosamine-1-phosphate transferase subunit gamma (gene GNPTG). Lineage: Eukaryota; Metazoa; Chordata; Aves; Tinamiformes; Tinamidae. The record is from RefSeq and is a predicted model, not a curated record. Gene Ontology annotation, cellular component: Golgi apparatus.